Messenger RNA from Daphnia magna, 1449 nucleotides. RefSeq lists its product as uncharacterized. Bases 851 to 1225 code for a protein of 124 amino acids. The record is from RefSeq and is a predicted model, not a curated record. The transcript is spliced from 3 exons. Lineage: Eukaryota; Metazoa; Arthropoda; Branchiopoda; Diplostraca; Daphniidae.
UGUAUGUGUGUACCCUGAGGGCCUGUGUUGUGUUGCCGAAUGAGGGCGUGACGGUCUCGUAAGCUGGCCAGCGAACGAAAAGGGGCGUUAGUCGUCACUUGUCUCUUGUCGUCACUUGUCUCUUGUAGUCACUUGUCUCUUGUCGUCACUUGUCCUGUCUCCUGUCGGAGGCGUACGUAUGCGUGUGUGUGUAACACACUGUAAGACUCUUACGUUCGUUUGAGUCGUCUAAGGAAGGGUUGCGGCGUUUGCCUGGCCACUUCCGCGUAGUGUUUAAUAUAUUUCAAGUGCUUGGCCGAAUCCGCUCGCCGGCCGAACACAUUGCAACAUUUGGUGUCAGGAGUAGGAUCGGGCCAUUGAAUAAUUCUCGUUUGUGUAUAAUUCUUUUUUUUUUGAGAAUUGCCCGAGGAACUUGUUAGUAAGUCGUAAUUUGUAAGUUAUUUUUCUCGAGACGAAUUAUUUUUUUUUUUUUGUGGUGACGUUUUGUACUUGUUCUUUUCUCGUCACGUCGCCAUUUUUUUCCCCCUUUUCUGCUCCCCUCUUUAUUUAUUCCCACGCGAAUUUUUUUUUUAAUUUUUUUUUCUCCUCCAUCCCCCUCCCCACCUACCUUUAUUUAAAAAAAACGCGCUGAAAACGCCCACUUCUUUCUUUCUUUGUUUUUUUUGGCCCCCCCCCCGUUGUUGCUAACGGCGAAGAGUUGGAAUAUUUUUUUUUCUUCUUCUCAGCAACGUGGUGGCUUAUGUAAUACUUUCUUUUACUUUUUUGUGGUCGUUUUUUUUGGGGGUUUUUCUGGUUAAUUAUUGGUACGUAGGUGUUUUUCGAGUUUUUUUUCAGUAUUCAGCGGUGUUAUAUGCGGCGUAGAGGAAAAACUACCGUCCCGUUUCAGAUAACAACGCGUUCUGCUGCGAAAAGCUUAGUCACGCCUGUAACAGGAGAAAUACAUAGCGGUCUGACUGAUCCAGAAGCUCGAAUAGCAACUCCUUCUCCACGUUUAUCGACAGCAGCCCAACUCUUGACAGCUAUGGACCAACAAACGCAGCAGACAGCAGCACUCGUCACGGCAUUGAACGCACUUCCAGCAGCAGCACCAGCGGCUGGUGCAGGAGGUCCAGCUGCAGCCGUAAUGCCUCGUAUUUCAGCAACCGCAGUCGAGUCGAUCCCACGUUUUGAAGGGGGAUCCCACACAGCACAUUUGGUUCCCCAGGACCUCCCAAGAUACUCUUAAUUUCCUCCUCAGUCUUACUUGUGAGCUUCCUAAAUUCCUCUAAAAACGAUCUUUUUGGUUACCUGGUGGCUUCCUGAUAACCUCCUCAGUACCUCUCUCACCUUCCCGAGGAUCUCCCCAUAACCUCCAAUAAUGAAACAAAUUAACCAUAUAUAUACCGGCUAGUAUUCCGUACCCAGCUCCGAUUUUCAGCAAUAAUUGUUAUGAUAAAAUGAAUACAUAUA